CUUGCGCCGUACCGAUUCUUCACGAACACUUCGUCGCUGUGUUCUGUCGUCGUCGUCAGGAUUUCGCGACAAGUCCGAAAAAUGGCUACUCGGCUGUUGAAACUCAGUAGCGCGCUGCGCUCGUACACUAAUAAAACCAGUCUUGUAAAGACACCGAAACAAUGGCAAUCAACCGCAACAUCUCUGAAGGAGCUGCUUAUCAAUCAGCCAGCUACAAGAGUAACGACUUUGGAUAGUGGAAUGAGAGUUGCCAGCGAAGACAGCGGAGCUGCCACGGCUACUGUCGGUCUUUGGAUCGAUUCUGGCAGUCGGUAUGAAACUGAUGAAAACAACGGUGUCGCUCAUUUCUUAGAACACAUGGCUUUUAAGGGAACUGCCAAACGUUCUCAAACCGAUUUAGAAUUGGAAAUUGAGAAUAUGGGAGCUCACUUGAACGCCUAUACAAGCCGAGAGCAAACAGUAUUUUAUGCAAAAUGUUUGGCGCAAGAUGUGCCAAAAGCUGUUGAGAUUCUUAGCGAUAUUAUUCAAAAUUCGAAGUUGGGCGAAAGCGAGAUCGAGAGGGAGCGCGGUGUUAUCUUGCGAGAAAUGCAGGAAGUCGAGACAAAUUUGCAAGAAGUAGUAUUUGAUCAUCUUCAUGCUGCCGCUUAUCAAGGUACAUCCUUGGGACGAACGAUAUUGGGACCUACUAAAAACAUCAAGAGCAUUUCGCGAGAUGAUCUUGUUAGAUAUGUGAAAAAUCAUUACGGACCGCCCAGAUUUGUACUAGCUGGCGCUGGUGGCGUAGAUCACAAUCAGUUAAUCGAACUCGCUGAUAAACACUUUGGCCGAAUGAAGGGACCGGAAUAUGAUGACAUUCCGGACUACGUUCAAGCCUGUCGCUACACCGGUUCGGAGAUAAGAGUUCGCGACGAUACGAUUCCUCUCGCCCACAUCGCGAUUGCUGUCGAAGGCGCUGGGUGGCCCGAGGCGGAUAACAUUCCUCUUAUGGUCGCAAACACCCUAAUCGGAGCAUGGGAUCGUAGCCAAGGAGGAGGUGUAAAUAACGCAAGCGCCUUGGCUAAAGCUUGCGCGGAGGAAGGCUUGUGUCAUAGUUAUCAGAGUUUUAACACAUGUUACAAGGACACAGGACUUUGGGGUGUAUAUUUCGUUUGCGAUCCUAUGCAAUGCGAGGACAUGACCGCGGAAAUUCAAAAGGAAUGGAUGAAACUUUGCACAUCGGUCACGGAGAAAGAUGUAGCACGCGCGAAGAACAUCCUGAAAACGAAUAUAUUCUUACAGUUGGACGGAACCACGGCAAUCUGUGAGGAUAUCGGUCGUCAAAUGUUGUGCUACAAUCGCCGUAUUCCACUUCAUGAGCUCGAAGCGAGGAUAGAUAGCAUAACUGCCGAAACUAUUCAAAAUGUCGGGAUGAAAUAUAUUUACGAUCAGUGCCCGGUGAUCGCGGCAGUCGGCCCUGUUGAAAAUUUGUCGGAUUACAACAACAUUCGUUCGGCUAUGUAUUGGCUCAGGGUGUGAAUCAUCAUCUCCAACCGCAAAAGUGUCUCGUUAAUAAAUCUUAGCGCAUUAAAUAGAAAUGAAAUAAAACUACAAUAUCUAUGUAUGUUCGCGAAUAAUUUAAUAAAACAACCAUGUGGAUACUUUGUAGAGUGACCGAUCUCUAUGUGGAUAAUGAUUCUAAAUAUAAUUAUGUAAUAUACACAUACAUGUAAGCGUUGUUGUCGAUCUUUCUUUAUACGAGAUUGUAGUUUUAUUUUGCCGUACAUUUACGAAGCUGAUGUUCGUUGAUGUAUUUUCCUGUCUGAAAACAAAAAUAAACACAGUCAAAACUA
Pseudomyrmex gracilis is the source of this 1829-nucleotide messenger RNA. RefSeq names its product mitochondrial-processing peptidase subunit beta (gene UQCR-C1). Gene Ontology annotation, cellular component: mitochondrion. The record is from RefSeq and is a predicted model, not a curated record. Gene Ontology annotation, molecular function: metal ion binding; metalloendopeptidase activity. The transcript is spliced from 7 exons. Bases 82 to 1515 code for a protein of 477 amino acids. NCBI's taxonomy places the organism in Eukaryota, Metazoa, Arthropoda, Insecta, Hymenoptera, Formicidae.